AGAGAAUAUGCCAUCAGAAAGUUCAAAUGCCAACUCAUAAAGCUCUGGUGACACAUCCUCACAUGAGGAAUGCAUUUAUUUCCUUACUUGGAUCAAUCACCAUGGAACCUUGCUCUUGAAGGUAUACAAACCUUUCUCUAAGCCUCUUAGAAUUAAUCUUUAAGACUCCUUUUUUAAUUUUGAAAAGGUUGACUGGCUGUGCUACUUUUUCCUGAAAGCAGCCAAACAAUCCAUGCAUCAAAAUAUUGUCUUGAAUAACUUUCCCUUUAAGUUGUCAUGCCAAUGCCUUUACAUCUAUCAAAUGGUGAUCUAAGGUUGAGUCAUCACCCCAAAGGUGAGAUUCACCUCCUAGUUUUCAUCUCCUUAAAUACCUCUUUAGAAUAAGAGGAACCAUCAACCCAAGUGAACAUAUCUUCCAUACAAAUCUACUAGAGCUUCUUUCACCCUGGUUUCUCUGAUACAGCAGAAACUGCUAUCACCUCGGAGACUGUUAGGCUAAAUCUGGUAACAACACUAAUCACCAAACAUGCAGACCUCACUUCUUCAUAACCUAGUUGUUGGAACUCCAGCCAUCUCGGCAACUUAUGAUCAAAUUCAAAAACCGGUUAACAGAUACUUGCCUGGUCCUGCUACUCAAUGCCAACGUUCAACCAAAACAUCAAAACAAAUGAGACUGAGGACAGAUAUAUCAGAAACUGUUAUGAGAAAGUUAAGCCUAGGGGCUCGAAUUCUUCGAGUGGGGGGAGUGGAAAACGUGUAUAAGCAGUUUUUUAGCGUGAGAGAAGGAGAGAGGCUUUUGAAAGCUUCAGAGUGUUAUCUGUCCACCACUUCUGGUCCUUUAGCAGGUUUUCUUUUCAUAUCCACAGACAAAGUUGCAUUCUGCAGUGAGAGAUCAAUGAAAGUCUUUACUCAGACAGGCCAUAUGUUGAGGAUCCGUUAUAAGGUUGCCAUUCCACUGAAGAAGAUAAAGUGUGUGAAUCAAAGUAAAAAUGUUCAGAAGCCAACCCAGAAGUACAUAGAGAUUGUCACAGAAGACAACUUUGAUUUCUGGUUUAUGGGUGUCUUAAAAUAUCAGAAAACCUUCAAAUAUCUUGAGCAGGCACUUUCACAAGCUUAGUGAGCUGAGUAGCAAAAUCCACUUUUCAAAGUCGAAGGUUCAUGUUGAGAGGACAAACAGACACAAAAGAUGAAAGCUAGAAUUUGAAUCCUGUCAUUGAAAAUGUUGUGCUUUGGUAAAAGGGAUUUCACUUCAUUGUAAAUAGGAAUGGAUGACAACAAAUCUCAUUGUGAAUCCAAGAAUUCACCAUUUGGAACAUCAUUUGUUGCGGAAGGGACAAACUUUUCUUAGAGCUCUGUGAAGGAAAAACAGAGAGAAAUUUGAGGGUCAAUUACACAUUGAUUUAUAAGCUUUUAGUCAAAUUUAUGUAUAACUAUUCAGGAGUUUAAUGAUUAUGUACAGUGAUUGUAAAAAAUCUUACAUUGUCAACCAAUAAAUUAAUUCUAUUAGUAUAACUU
Vigna radiata var. radiata (mung bean) is the source of this 1515-nucleotide messenger RNA. Its product is annotated as GEM-like protein 4. Bases 527 to 1117 code for a protein of 196 amino acids. The record is from RefSeq and is a predicted model, not a curated record. Lineage: Eukaryota; Viridiplantae; Streptophyta; Magnoliopsida; Fabales; Fabaceae. The transcript has 4 exons.